AUGAUUCAGACCAUCAUGUACAGGGAACAUGAUAUGAAAACCCGCUUCGAAACGAGGAUAUACAAGACAGCAGCAGAUGAGAUGGACACCACGGAAGAUGUUACUCCCGCCGCGCCUGCGUUGUCGUUGUUCUUCUCAAAAUUACCUCGAGAGCUGAGAGAUGAGUGCUACCGGCAUGCAUACGAGUCCGAGCAUGAUGGCGCUUUUAAAAUGACCUCGCUAUCUGACUACUUGCGAAGGGAACGUGACAGGAGAAAGUAUGGCAGUCUACGUUUAACUCCGGUCGUACCACGAGAAACACCAAUAUGUCCCCUCCUCGACAUGAGAGUGAGCAAGAAAUUCUUUGAGGAAGCUACCGAGCAGUGGUUUCGGCAGAGAGAAAUCAGCUGCGGCGAACGCUAUGUGUUCAACUCAAUUUGCGAUUCUUCGCCCACUCUAAGGAAAUGCUUGACCCGGUUCAGCUGUGUCUGGGACUCCUGCUACUUUGCCUCCGAUAGCAUUGCAGAAGCUUGUUCGGCUUUUGCUCACCUCAAGCGAUGCAAGGGUAUCCGUACACUUGACGUUGAAGUGCGGGAGCGGACUUUUGAGGAAUUCAAUCGUCUGGCAUGCGUCGACAGUUUCACAGCGGACGAUUUCCAGACCAUGCAGGAAGCGCGGGAUCUGCUGACCUUACCCCUUCUCACCACUAUCCAGAUGAGACCUUCGAAAUGUAGCUUGGGGGUUACAGCGGGAGAGAAGGCGAAGUGGAUCGAGAACGUCGCCGCGCUGGAUGGCUACAUGAAGUACCAAUUGGAACUACGUAAACUAGCUCGAGCGCAGCAAAAGGUGGAUGACCUAGCGAAGGAAAGGGCAAGGUACCUAGAGAGGGAGAGACGCAAGGCUCGAAAGCACAGGAUCUCGCAAUGGACCGCUGCUGGAAAUACAAUGUCAGAUGCUAGACCAUCUGGUCUGCUGGCGCGAGCCCGGAACCUCUUCGCUUUUGGGAGCAGAACCUCGGAGAGCUCUACACGAUCUGCGCCCGCUGAACAAGGUCCUCGCAACCGAACUCAUCCUGCAUUGCGGCCCAGUGCGUCUAGACCGACCGUCCGUUUUGCGAACUGGAAGAUAUCUCAAGACAAGAUCAACAAGCGAGCAUUGAUUAAGCGAGAAAAGAAGCAGCAGUCCCCAUUCAUGGACAGGAUCAAUGAUUUAGAGGAUGCGUAUGCCGGCAUUCAAGAGCUUUUCGAAGGGCGUGAGCCGCGACAGCCAGAGCGUGGAGGUGUAGUCGCAUUCUACAAGAAGUAUCCCAUCGUGGUCGUAUCGCUUGCCACUACCACUACACUGUCAGUCGUCAACUCGAUUGCUUUGUGGAAUGUGUUGUCGCAGAGAUAG
Messenger RNA from Ramularia collo-cygni, 1371 nucleotides. RefSeq lists its product as uncharacterized. The transcript is spliced from 3 exons. Lineage: Eukaryota; Fungi; Ascomycota; Dothideomycetes; Mycosphaerellales; Mycosphaerellaceae. The record is from RefSeq and is a predicted model, not a curated record. The coding region runs from base 1 to 1371 and encodes 456 amino acids.